Messenger RNA from Cavia porcellus (domestic guinea pig), 5362 nucleotides. It is a transcript of the gene CUNH1orf141, whose product is annotated as chromosome unknown C1orf141 homolog. The record is from RefSeq and is a predicted model, not a curated record. The transcript is spliced from 8 exons. The coding region runs from base 3171 to 4595 and encodes 474 amino acids. NCBI's taxonomy places the organism in Eukaryota, Metazoa, Chordata, Mammalia, Rodentia, Caviidae.
GCGCUGUCCACGGCUCCUGGACCUAGAGCCGCAGCCCUGCAGAGUGGACCUGGCCCCGGGGCUGUGCGGGACUCAGACUUUUCCUGUCACACUUGCCUUCCACCCCAGGGUGGUGCCCUGCGGAUUUUAUGUCCUUUCACUUUCUCUUUAGAACAAAAAGUGGAGAGAAAACCUGAGCACAAGGCCCGAGGUGACAGCAACCCUGGUAACCUGGCUUUGGGAUUCCAGCCCCUCUGUGUGACCUGUGUUCAUUUCAGGGCUGUCACAGCAAAAUGCCAACGACUGAGGCGACCCAAACUCGUGUUGCUCGGCUCCGGAGGCAGAGCUGGGGCUGGGUGCGGGCAGCCUGGUCUCUCCGAGGCCCAAAGGCUUUGCAAAUGCAGGUGGGAGGUCCCUCACGUCCACCCUCUGUGUGGCACCUGUGUCCCAGUGCCCACUUCUUACAGGACAUUGGUCAUGUAGAUCGGAGCCGCACACCCCCAUUUUAACUUGAGCUCCUGUCUCCAAACAAAUCCCACUCCAAGUGACGGAAGCUUAGGCUUCAGCAUGCGUGUGGGGACCCUUUGACCUGGGACCCGGGCCACUGAGAAUCGUCCAGGUCUCAAAGAAAAUGGGCUCCCUUGGGUCUGCCCUGGAGGGAUUCACCAGGGGUCUCCUUACUGAGAGAAAGCCAUCCUAGUGGAGGGGCUGGGCUGACUGGGCCCCAGGGGAAAUUGACAGAGCCCCAUCGGGAGGAAAUAGCCAGCCAAACCGGGUGUUCUGGGUCACUGCUCGGUUUGUGGGCUGAGCUCCUCUUGGUUUGCCCCAAUUUUUCUUUCAGCAGAACUUGCUGGAAGCCAGCUCAGGGGCGGCUGUGGAACCCAUGAUGUUUAGUUUGUUUUUGUUCUCAGUCUUGGUGGCGGACACCUUUAAAAUGAAAUCGGGCCCUUGAAAUCAGCUGUUUUAAGCUCGGCAUAAUUUGAGCUCUGACUUGGCUUCUGACAAGGAGGUUAUUGUGUUGUCGCUGCCAGCCCUGCCCAGGAGGAGGCCUAUGGGAGGUUUGCAAGGAGAGCGAUGGGGGCUCACUGCACCCCCAACUGACAAGUUCUCUACUUCAUUGUGUUCCACUAUCAUCCCAGACUGUCGUUACUGACCUAGGAAUUCAAAACUGAGAUAAAUCCAGUGUCCUUUCAAAAGGAUUUUAGAUUUGGCAAGAGUCACAUUUUAUAAUAAUCUACUCCACUCCCUCUUUGGUCCCCCAGGAAAUCACCAUGAGAACAUCCCGCACUAGUGGGCUGCGGGAAGGCUUGGCCCAGAGAUGCCAUAUUGAGGGACCUGUCCCUGUUUCACUGCGGCUCAGGGGUGGGGGACCCACUGCUGGCUCUGGGUGAGUUCAGUCCAGCGAGGGAGAGGCAAGACCCAGAGCCCAUCUCAUCAGCACAAAGCCACAGGUGCGGGGUGUGGGGAUCUGGGACAGAGUGCACAGGGCUUGCAGGUCCUGGAAGGGAGACCCCCCCCCCUCCCCGGCCGGGUGGGAUAGGCCUUGGACGGGAGACAGGAAGGGAACAUCUGGGUUAGGAGGAGAGGGAAGGGGGCACACAGUGGGGGGGGGGCAGCUGGAGAAGUGGGGUGAGCUGACCUGGGCUGUCUUUUCCCGAAGGGUGUCAUGUGGCACCCGAGGAGUUUGGGGGUCCUUCGGCAGGUGACCAGAAGCAGAGCAAGGCUUGCAGUCUGUAGCUGGAUCUGAUCGCUGUCCUGUGUAGACAGGCAGCCCUGGCUGCAGUGCGAAGGGUCAGUAUUGGAGGGGCAAGGCAGAGGCCCAGGGGCAGGCAAGUCAGGUGCAGGGACCCGGUAGUGGGGGACAUGAAGGGCAACAGAGGCCCAGGGAACCAAGGACCCCCUCUGUGGGUCAGUGUCCACCCACAGCUCCUGGAAUUAGGUGGGGUGUGUUCUCCCCCGAGAUCCCACAAGGCAGGCAUCUGUGACCACACAGGGACCCCGUGCCCCCGGUGACAUCGCUACCUUGUCUUUAAUACUCCUGACUUCUCUCUGCAUGCGUGGGAAGUACAAUCGUUUCUCCCCCCCAGUUGAAGUUGGAAGGGGCAGGGAUGGGCACAGUACACAACGCAAAACUGACUCUUUCACAGUCACCGUGGAUUCAAGGGUUACACUUGGGCUUUGCUGGACAAUGCGUUUUAGCUUCGGCUCACUGAAUUCCAUAGAAAAUCCAGAAUACAGCGAGGGAAGUUGAGAAAGGAAAGAAAACAGGAACAGAGGGGGCCUUGUGUGGAAGGCACCGCAUCCCUGGGUUAUCAGGGAGGAUACUAAAUUGCCGAAUGGGGUCUUGUGUUUCUUGAAGCCAAUGUCAUUUAUCAUAGGAAUUAUGGACACAAAAAACUGUGUUGGAAGCUGGGAUGAGGUUAGACAGUUGGAAACCUGGUUGAUGGCAAAGUGUUCUGCAGAAACAGGAUUCUUCCAAAAUAUAGAAGUGUAGCAUAUAGUAAGAUUCUCUUGGUUUCAUGUAACUAUUACAUUUAGUAUUCAUAAAACUGUCACUAACACCUAAAAAUAAUUGAUUCUUCCCGCUUUUAAAAAACCUGUGGUAGGCACAGUAGUUUGCCAAAAUUCAUGUCAGAGCUGAAAUAAUUUACUCAUCACAAAAGAAUUGUAAAACAAAAAAAUUUUUUUUCCAAAUUAUAGCACUCAGUAAUACCAGCUCUUGGGAGGCUGAGGCAGGAGAGUCGUCACAAGUUCAAAGACAGCCUCGGCUACAAAGUGAACUCAAGGCCAGUCUGAACUGCACAACAAGACCUGGACUCAAAAAGACACACACACACAUCAAAUGACACCUACGCUGAUGCCUCUUGUCCAUGCCAUGAUCUUUGUGAUGUCAUCUUCAGGUCCCGCGGGGUUCUCCUGAAGGAAUCUGGAAUCUUUUGUGGCUCCACUUUAUCAUAAAUAUAAAGUACUGGGACCCAUACAGAUGUGGGCCUCUGAUCAUGUGGGUUGCUAGGAAAAGCAAGUCUGUUUGUCAUUCUGUAAUUCAUUCUGCGAUCUGUACAGCUGUUAUUUACCCUAAACAGUGACGUCAGGGUGAGUCCUCUCCUGCCGAAGUCAUCAGUUAUGUGUUAACCUUUGAACUGGAAAUUUCUUCUUCCUCCCACUGUUGAAGCAGGGGUUACUGGAAGACCAUGGCAGGAAGAGUCCUGCAGAAGUUAGACGUCCUGGAAGGGCAGGCAAAGACCCUCCUGCGCCAACGAGCCAAGAAAAACAGGCUUCAGAAUGUGGAGAUAGGAAAGACUUUGGUUACCCCCCUGACGUUUGACUUUCGUUUGGAAUUUGAAGAGGCUACUGCUGUGCCCACACAUAAGCCGGCAUCGCAGACCACAGCAGACAAGUUGUGCGACUCUAAGAAACCAAAAAGGUUUAUCUCCCUCAGAUGUGAACCUGAACCUAUCAAAAGCAACUUUGAAAAGUGUAAUUUGAGACCACACAUUGUCACUCUGGACAUAAGAAAUCAAGAAACACCAGAAGUAGAAGAAAAUCUAAAAUCAAGAUCUAGGAGACCCUUUCUUUAUCUUAAGGACACAAGUGAGGCCAAACAUUCUCAGCACAGACAAGGACUCCAGAGAUCACUGCGUUCUUUCCUCUUUUCUCCUGCACUCAGCAAUCAAUCCCAUGCUUAUGAAAAGGAAAAAGAUUCUACUACAUUUAUAGGUCAACGUGACAACAAAACCAGUAAAUCAUGGCAUUCCACUGGCCAUUUGGAAGAUUCUGGAAAUGAAAGGAGGAUGUGUCCUCCCUCGGCGAGUGACUUGCGGUCAGAGGAAAAUCAGUCAGCCCCAAAAGACCGGGCAAGUACAUGUGGUUCAGUGGCGAAGCGCAGCCUGCUGCCCCUGUGCUUUGAGGACGAGCUGAGAAACCCGAACGCCAAGGUCAUCCAGGUGACUCCGGGGAGGAGUGAACCUUCUCACAGGGUUCAAGAUGACAGGAAACCCAUAAUUUUCCAUGAAUCACAAUAUGUGCAAACAUUACUCUUGACAAAAAAUAGAUUUUCCACCCACAUUCUGGAAAACGAAAAAAUUCAUCCAUGUAAAAGGACCAACUUUGUUUUAGAAAGAAACUGUGCAACCCUCAAAUCUUUAGAUAAUGGUACAUUUAUUACUCUUUCCAGACCCCAAAAAACACCGCACACUGCAGGGAGAAGAGAUGGACAAGCCAAAUCUCAUGAAACAGGCCACAGGACCAUAAAAAGUAAACUGAGGAGGAAGACUAAGGAUCAGACUCCAGGAACCGGGUCUUGGAGUACACCUCAUGGUCUCCCACAGACUCUCUUCAGCCCAACAGAGAAAGCUGCGGCUAACCUGGGUGUCAAAACCGGUAUUCAGGAAAGAAGGACGGCGGCUGCCAAGCUUGGGGGAACAUUUUCUACCCGUAAACCAGGAAGCCCACACAAAUUCAAUGCCUUCCCCCCUGCAAGCCACUUAAAGCCUUUAAGACAUAAACUCGACCUACGAAAACUACACAACGCCACGCCGCUGGAUAAUCUGUUAACACUUGCCAAAGGAAAAUUAAGCGGCUCCCAAGACACUGUCUACCCAGCAAUAUUGGCCUGACAAGAAGCAGAUCACCAAGUUCCACAGUCCUAGAAGUUCUUACCCAAACAGUGAUGAUCUGAUCCAUAGGAUAGAAGCUGGAGUUAGAGGUUGACAGUGAUCUGGUCAAGAGCAGUCAACUAGAUUGAUCAGCUGUCACUGUUCCCGCAGGGAAGCCUGAUUCCCGACCAACAAGGGUGCAGGCAGGCUGGAAAUUUGCCGUUGGGAGCUGAAUUGCACUAUAAUUUGCUAUCAAAAUGGAUAAAUAUCACUGACUUAAUAAAUGCAGAGUUAAUCAUACAACAGCAUCUUUUUGGAAUCAUAGGAAAACAGUAUGACGUUAGCAAUUCAUGCAGUUAAAAAUGCUUUGUAACAUUUUAAAUGGCUUUUUUUCAUUAACAUUGCUGACACUUAAUUACUUAAUAUUUAAAAACACAUUAUUACAUUGCCAUUUUGCUGUUUCUUGUUAACUUGCCAUUAACUCAAAUAUUAUAAAGGCAGGAUUCAUCUUAGAAAUAAGCUACAGCUCAAAAGCCCGCUUGUAUCCAUUUCCUUGGAAUUCAGAAUGUAAUUCACACAAAAAUAACCUCGGAGUCAUGAGGUGUGGCUGAGUGGUAGAGUGUUUGCCUAGCACGCACAAGGCUCUCGCUUCAGUCUCCUACACAGGAAAAGAAAGGACCUUGGAAGUGCAGUAAUUAAUUCCAAAUUACCCCCCAAAAGACUACAUAACUUGCAAUUUUACCUCAUAGCAUUUAUGUGAAAAUAGAAAAGGUGAUUUUGAUUAUUCA